AUGAUUUUGGAUCUUGAGCCAGCUGUGGCAUAUGCUGGCUACACGAAGAUCAGUCAUGACAGUGGUGCAGCACCGUCCACACGGUGCCCCUUCGAGGAAUAUGAACGGAUCCUUGAGAAGAAUCCCAUUUUGGCGCCCACUGGCUGUACGGAAGAAUCUUGCCAAGCUGGACGUCUCAUCCACAGCGCUGAGCCAAAGGUCGGGAAGAAUCGUCCCCUCGAAGUGGUGAAGAAUGAAGCGGUGGCUUUUCUCUGGCAGUUGUGGCAGGAAGGCAUCUACACCGAAGACCGUUACCUAGAAAGGCGCGCACAAGUACUGGAGGAGAUCGCUCGAUCAGCUAAAACCACAAUUGUGUGGGAUCAGGGAUACAAGCGACGCCGAAGAACUUGUUAUGGGCUGCGUCUGGCCUGGAAGAAUUCGCGCAGGUGUAUCAUGCGCUCGCGGUAUCAAGAUCUGGGCCUCUGUGAUCGGCGACAUAUUCAUACAAGCGUCGGUAUGGCCACAGCACUUCUCGAGGAAGCCACUAAGGCCUUCAAUGGUGGUCAGAUUAAGCCGACGGUGUUUGUGUUUCCGCCGAAGUCUGUGGAUGGCAGUGGCCCAAUGUUUUGGGACAAGCAAGUGCUGAACUUCGCUGGUUACGAGCUAGAGGACGGCUCUAUUGUAGGUGACCCCAGUAAUGUCAAGUUAACUCAAGACAUCAUUGACUUGGGCUGGGCACCACCACGGCCCAAGACCCCAUGGGAUCUCCUACCCAUUGUUGCCAUGGCGGAAAAUGACGCACCAGCUCUUGUCGAGGUGCCGGACGACCUCCGUCGCCUCAGGUGGUACCAAUUCCCAGCUCUAAUUCGACUGGGCUUUGAUAUAGGCGGACUUCAGUACACAGCAACGCCGUUUAUUGAAUGGUACAUGGAUGCGGAGAUCGGAGUGAGGAAUCUUACCGACACGUUCCGUUUCGACGCCCUGCCCGAGGUGGUCAAUGCCAUUGGGUUUGUCAUCGACGCUUAUCGUGCAAAGCCUGACCGCGCCCAAACCAUGCUGAAUUACGCCGUGCGUUGGUCCUUCCUCCAGCAUGGCGUUACUUGUGGAUCAAUCAUACCCGUAUGGCAUCAUGGUGGUGCGCCGAAUUACCAGCCGAAUCCCAUGAUUUGUCGAAAUCGGUAUGAUCCUGUUAAUUCCUGGCAGCGUCGGAAGGGUUCUACGGAGGCAGUUCCAGCCCUUCUGGUGAGAAACGGGAAUACCUGGGUCACCGAGGCUCUGACUAGGUUUGCCACUGAUAAUUCAGGCCCCAAGAGGUGUAAACUGACAGAAUCUCCCAGCAAAGAGCAACCCUGCACGGUGCAUAUAUCCUACUGCAGCCAGGUUGCCUCUACCACCGGCAGUGGUGCCUUUCAUGCCAAUAAGGCUGAUUUUGCGAAGGCCUUAGGACAUUUCCGCCACACGCUCAAAAUUGAUUUCUUCCGUGUGUGCCACCACCUUUUGUAA
Messenger RNA from Aspergillus piperis CBS 112811, 1482 nucleotides. RefSeq lists its product as uncharacterized. Gene Ontology annotation, molecular function: nitric-oxide synthase activity. Gene Ontology annotation, biological process: nitric oxide biosynthetic process. Bases 1 to 1482 code for a protein of 493 amino acids. The record is from RefSeq and is a predicted model, not a curated record. Lineage: Eukaryota; Fungi; Ascomycota; Eurotiomycetes; Eurotiales; Aspergillaceae. The transcript has 10 exons.